This is a messenger RNA of Alternaria hordeiaustralica, 603 nucleotides long. RefSeq lists its product as uncharacterized. Lineage: Eukaryota; Fungi; Ascomycota; Dothideomycetes; Pleosporales; Pleosporaceae. The transcript is spliced from 2 exons. The coding region runs from base 1 to 603 and encodes 200 amino acids. The record is from RefSeq and is a predicted model, not a curated record.
AUGGCAUCCAACAUCCCCGACCACUGGCUCUGGCUCGGCCUUGGCGUCUUCACCUUCAUAGCCGUCAAGCAAGUCUCCCACGGCCUCAACCACAUCCGCACCCUCACCGAGAUCCGAGACCCCCAAAAUAUCCCCCAGCAGCGCCGCGCCAUCCCCUCCGGACCGCCCACCCACCAAGAAGAUGCGAUUAAGACAAGCUCCCUCUUGACACUGGCGACGAGUCACAACAACGAUAUCCGCGCCUCGGCUACUAAGAUCCUAUGUACACGCUUCUACGCCUCCAAGUCUGCCAAGGACCUGCUUAUCAAAGACCUGUAUUGUGCAGACGGAGAAGUACUGCAUCGCGCCCAGUUGGCCUUCAAUCUGCUGGGUGACAUGGGUGUCUGGAGGGAUGAUGCGUUCUUACCCAACAACAGGUUCAGGUGGGAUGUCGUUCAGCAGCCUGGAAUGGGGAGUGGUUCGCAGAGGGAUCUCAGGAGGAGACGGAGAGAGGCCAUGGUGAUAAGUGAUGGUGAAGGGCUGAUCGGAAGUGACGAUGUCUACAUGAGGGAACCUGAGGGCGAAGAAGAACAUGAUGAUGGAGAGUCCUUGUUUGUGUCUUGA